GUCUUGGCCGUCGUGGGCCUCAAGCUGCCCCAGAAGCUCAUCUGGCGCUGCUGUGGGCGCGCGAGGCACCCGUUCCGCAAGUCCUUGAGGUCGCUGUCGUGGUCUGGAUCGCUGGACCCUGGAGAACACGUCGGAAGCCCGUCGUUGCGGGGACGCUCUUCAUUGUCGGCUGUAGAGGAAGAAGAUGAUUGUUCACAUGGUGUUCGAGGCUGCGGCGACUGGGGGCCCUCCCUCGUCCUCGUCUUCGAGGCGCGGGACCCCGUGACCGGCAGGCAGCGGCUGCGGAUACCAGCGCCCGACGAUGACGAUCUCAUCCCAGGCUUCGGCUGCGACAUCGAGGACCUGGGCCCGCCGGGGCCGUCGGACAAGCUCAGCUGCGCAGAGAUCCUGGAGCGGCUCACGGGGGCAGGGCUGGAGUAUCGCCUGGGGCCGUCCCGCGGCAACGAGUACAUCUUCUGCGUG
Molecule: messenger RNA, 462 nt
Organism: Prorocentrum cordatum
Lineage: Eukaryota; Dinophyceae; Prorocentrales; Prorocentraceae
Source: the annotation of a GenBank genome assembly